This is a messenger RNA of Raphanus sativus (radish), 1283 nucleotides long. Its product is annotated as E3 ubiquitin-protein ligase AIRP2. The record is from RefSeq and is a predicted model, not a curated record. Gene Ontology annotation, molecular function: ubiquitin protein ligase activity. Gene Ontology annotation, biological process: protein ubiquitination. The transcript has 4 exons. The coding region runs from base 322 to 1086 and encodes 254 amino acids. NCBI's taxonomy places the organism in Eukaryota, Viridiplantae, Streptophyta, Magnoliopsida, Brassicales, Brassicaceae.
AGUUUGCCUUGGCAUUCACGAAGGCUGUCUCUUUCUCUGGCCGGAAAAUAUCAAAAGUCGCUUUUUUAAAUAUAUUUUUUAUCUUUUCUAGAAAAUUUAUAAAGCAAAACCGAAGAGAUAAUAGACGAGGAGAAAAGCUGCUGUGUGUUGUUGUGUUGUUUUGUUUUGUUCUGUUCAUCUCUGGUUCCAAGGAUUGUCUGUUUCCAAAACCCAACCUUUGGACCUUUGGAUUCUCUGUUCUGUUCUGUUCUUCUUCUUGUCUUUUCCCUUUUGUAAUAGUAGAGAGAAGGGAUUAAAGUGUUUUAGGAAAGGGGGAGAUACAUGUAUUAUCAGUUGACCAAGUCGUCUUCUUACAUGGACUCUUUGAAGAUUCUCGAGGCUGACAUUGAGCACGCCAAUGGACUGGCUGGUGAGAUACCAAUGGGAAAGAGCGGUGUGAGACUUCAGAUGAAACUGGUUUGCAGCAAUCUGGCUCCUUUCUUCAUUUUCCUGCUCCAAUGGAUGGAUUUCUCAUGUCUCCUUCCUAGAUAUUUUGAUUUCUUCCACAUACUCAUCUACAAGGUACGUGCUGACGGGAGGUGGAAUCGAUCCAGGUACGGAAGGAAAGCUACAAUCAGAGAGUUCUACGGUGUUAUAUUACCAUCGCUAGAGCGUCUUCAUAUCAACUUCGCGGACUUACCAAGCGACAGCUUGUGGUAUCCGAAUCCAAAAGCCAUCACCAACAAGAAGAAGUACGACGUCGAAGGCAACAGAUUCAUGACUAACAGCCUUGACUCGGAAAGAGAAGAGGAAUGCGGGAUCUGCUUAGAGCCAUGCACCAAAAUGGUGUUACCAAACUGCUGUCACGCCAUGUGCAUCAAAUGCUACAGGAACUGGAACACCAAGUCUGAGUCGUGCCCGUUUUGUCGAGGGAACAUCAAGAGGGUUAACUCGGAGGAUCUUUGGGUGCUGACUUGCGAUGAGGAUGUGGUGGAUCCUGAGACGGUCACUAAAGAGGAUUUGCUACGGUUCUAUCUACACAUUAAUAGUUUACCUAAAGAUUAUCCUGAAGCUGUCUUCUCAGGGUACAACGAGUACUUGAUAUGAUUUUAUUUGGGGGGAAACACACAUCACUGGUGGUGGGUGUAGAGAGGGGAGAGGAAGAUUCCAGACCUUUAACUAAGUGUAUAUAAGAAUCUGGUGAUCUCUAAUAUCUUUCCCUUCAUUUUUAGAUUAUGAAUAAUAAGAUGAUUGUGUACCAUUUUGUUAUGAGAUAUGAAAGAGAAAAUGUUGUUCCGGUUUUA